AAAUCAAUAAGGAUGUUUAAGUGCUGGUCAGCUGCUGUUUUGAUUCUUGGAUUCAUUUUUCUGAAGUCAGAAGGAAGACCCGUGAAAGAAGCAGGAUAUGGCCUUAAGUCCUAUCAGCCACUAAUGAGAUUGAGACAUAAGGAAAAAAGUCAAGAAAGUCCAAGAAUAGAAGAAUUUCUUAUUCAGGAUGGCUUUUUUGGAUCUUGUGAAAACAAGUAUUGUGGCUUGGGAAGAUACUGUGUAAUCAACAGAGAGACAGGCCAUGUAGAAUGUGCCUGUAUGGAUCAUUGCAAACGGCAUUAUAAACCUGUGUGUGGGUCUGAUGGAGAAUUCUAUGCAAACCACUGUGAAGUACACAGAGCAGCGUGUCUGAAAAAGCAAAAGAUAACCAUUGUUCACAAUGAAGACUGCUUCUUUAAAGGAGAAAACUGCAAGACCACAGAAUACAACAAGAUGAAAAGCAUGCUUCUGGAUUUACAAAACCAGAAGAGCAUCAUACAAGAUAAUAAAAAUCCUAAGAGUGAUAAUGUAUCACAGAAGAUUUUGGUGGAUCAAAUGUUUAAAUAUUUUGAUGCAGAUAGUAAUGGAUUUAUAGAUAGUAAUGAACUAACUCAGAUGAUAAAGCAGGAAGAAAUAGGCAAGGAUCUUUCUGAAUGCACCCUGUAUGAUCUACUGAAGUAUGAUGAUUUCAAUACUGACAAGCACCUGGCACUUGAAGAAUUUUACAGAGCAUUCCAGGUGAUCCAGUUGAUUCUGCCUGAAGAUCAAAGAUUAAGCAUUACUGCCACUACUGUGGGACAGAGUGCUGUUCUUAGCUGUGCUAUUCAGGGAGCAUUGAGACCUCCCAUCAUCUGGAAGAGAAACAAUAUUAUCCUAAAUAAUUUAGAUUUGGAAGACAUCAAUGACUUUGGAGAUGAUGGAUCUUUGUAUAUUACAAAAGUUACUACUACUCACAUGGGCAAUUACACCUGCUAUGCAGAUGGGUAUGAACACAUCUACCAGACUCACAUCUUCCAAGUGAAUGUUCCUCCAGUCAUCCGGGUAUAUCCUGAGAGUCAGACCCGAGAGCCAGGAGUCACCGCAAGCCUUCGGUGCCAUGCAGAGGGUAUACCCAACCCUCAGCUUGGCUGGCUGAAGAAUGGAAUUGAUAUUACACCAAAACUAUCCAAACAACUCACAGUUCAAGCAAAUGGCAGUGAGGUUCAUAUUAGCAAUGUGCGCUAUGAAGAUACAGGAGCAUAUACAUGUAUUGCCAAGAAUGAAGCAGGAGUAGAUGAGGACAUCUCUUCCCUUUUCGUGGAAGAUUCUGCAAGGAAGACCUUAGCUAACAUACUAUGGAGAGAAGAAGGUCUUGGAAUUGGGAACAUGUUCUAUGUUUUUUAUGAAGAUGGAAUCAAAGUGAUACAACCCGUAGAAUGUGAAUUUCAAAGGCACAUUAAGCCUAGUGAAAAGCUCCUUGGAUUUCAAGAUGAAGUGUGUCCCAAACUGGAGAAUGAUGAGGUUCCAAGGUGUGUGUGGGCCUCAGCUGUUAACAUCAAAGACAAGUUCAUUUAUGUUGCUCAGCCAACUUUGGACAGAGUCCUGAUUGUUGAUGUACAGUCCCAGAAAGUAGUUCAGGCUGUGAGCACAGAUCCAGUCCCAGUGAAACUACACUAUGACAAAUCACAUGACCAGGUGUGGGUGCUAAGCUGGGGCACUAUGGAAAAGACUUCACCCACACUACAGGUAAUCACCCUGGCCAGUGAGAACGUGCCUCACCACACCAUCCACACCCAGCCAGUUGGAAAGCAAUUUGACAGAGUGGAUGACUUUUUCAUUCCCACCACAUCACUCAUUAUAACACACAUAAGGUUUGGAUUUAUUCUUCACAAGGAUGAAGCUACAUUACAAAAAAUUGACCUGGAAACCAUGUCAUACAUCAAGACAAUUGACCUGAAGGCAUACACUUGUGUCCCACAGUCGCUGGCCUAUACCCACUUGGGAGGGCUCUACUUCAUUGGCUGCAAACCUUUCAGUUCUGGAGUAAGUUCCCGACAGCUAGUGGUGGAUGGUGUGACAGACUCUGUCAUUGGGUUCAACAAUGAUGUGACAGGCACUCCCUAUGUGUCUCCAGAUGGUCACUAUCUUGUCAGCGUUAGCAACACAGAAGGGCUGGUGUGGGUGCAGUACAUCACUAUCAGAGGAGAGGUCCAAGAGGCCUUUGCCAUCCACACAAACCUGCACAUUUCUGACAUAGCCUUUCAGCCAUCCUUCACAGAAGCACACCAGUACAAUGUCUAUUGCAGCUCAAGCUACCAAACAGAUGCACUCUUCGCAGAGCUCUCCUCAGGGAAGGUCAAGAUGAUCAAGAGCCUGAAGGAGCCACUCAAGGCAGAAGAAUGGCCCUGGAGCUGGAAGAACAGACAAAUCCAAGGCAGUGGCCUGUUUGGUCAGUACCUGAUGACACCUUCCAAGGACUCUCUCUUCAUUCUAGAUGGAAGACUUAACAAGUUAAACUGUGAGAUCACUGAUGUGGAAAAAGGCAACACUGUUGUGUGGGUUGGAGAUGCUUAA
Molecule: messenger RNA, 2553 nt
Organism: Dipodomys ordii (Ord's kangaroo rat)
Lineage: Eukaryota; Metazoa; Chordata; Mammalia; Rodentia; Heteromyidae
Gene: Fstl5
Product: follistatin-like 5
Exons: 15
Coding region: 13-2553 (846 amino acids)
Biological process (GO): regulation of BMP signaling pathway; cell differentiation; multicellular organism development
Molecular function (GO): protein binding; calcium ion binding
Source: RefSeq, a predicted model, not a curated record